AUGGGGGCCAGCGGGGGGACGGGGGGACGGACGGACGGACGGACGGUAGGGCUUUCUGAGCCAGGGGAAAGGUGCUGGCAGGGGGCAGGCCAGAGACCCCCCCCCAUCAAUCCUCCUCUUAACCGCUUCUCUCCCGCCCUCCUCCUCCUCCCCCGCUUGUCUCCCCCUCCCCCCUUCGUUCCCUUUAUUUUUGGAUUGCAGGGGUUCCAGGAGGGGAACCAGCAACUGCUGCAGCCCGAGAAGGUGGGCUGGGUCCGGAAAUUCUGUGGGAAAGGGAUUUUUCGAGAGAUUUGGAAAAAUCGGUUUGUGGUGCUGAAGGGUGACCAACUUUACAUCUCGGAGAAGGAGCUCCGAGAUGAGAAAAACAUCCAGGAGGUGUUUGACUUGAACGAUUACGAGAAGUGUGAGGAGCUCAGGAAGUCCAAAAGCAGAAGCAAAAAAAACUAUAGCAAGUUCUCCCUCGCCCACUCCAAGGAGCCCGGCAACACCGCACCCAAUCUCGUCUUCCUGGCCGUGAGCCCCGAAGAAAAGGAAUCCUGGAUCAAUGUGCUCAACUCUGCCAUCAUCCGAGCCAAGAACCGCAUCUUGGAUGAGGUGACCGUGGAGGAGGACAGCUUUCUCGCCCACCCCACUCGGAACAGAGCGAAGAUCCAGCACUCCAGGCGGCCCCCGACCAGGGGCCACUUGAUGGCCGUGGCAUCUACCUCAACCUCUGACGGGAUGCUGACCCUGGACUUGAUCCAGGAGGAGGAGGCCUCCCCAGAAGGCCAUGACACCACCUGCGAGAAGAGUUUCCAGGUGGACCUAGACAAAUCAGCGGCCCAUUUCACCCCUGGCCGAAGGCGCUCUGGUUCAGAGAACGUCAACGACUCGGAGAAGAGCAAGAGCCUCCCACGGAGGAAGAACGUGCCUGGGGAGAAGCUCUCGGCUCGCAGGGAGGCCUUUGGCAAAGGGACCAUGUACACCCCUCAGGUCCCCAAGAAGCUCUCCCCCUUGGAGAAGAACAAAUGUGCCUCUAUGGAAGAAAUCCUCUGCUGCUGGGACUCUUCCUCAGCCAGGCAGGCGUCCCUGUGGACCGGCCUCAAGGACCAGGCGGCUUCCCCUGGGCCUGAGCCACUGGCCAGGAUACAGGAGCUGGUGGCCUUGCAGCUGGAGAAGACGCAGGGCCUGCUGACGGAAGCGAGGGGCUACGGGGGAGGGGCGCAAAAGGCACAGGAGCUCGGCUCGGCUGCUGCUGCUGCUGCCCCCCCCACCUGUGCCCCCUCCUCGCCCAAGCUGGACUCGGAGGCCACCUUGCAGGAGAUCCAGAGGCUGCUGGGUGAGGCCUCCUCCAACUGGAGCCAAGCCCAGAAGGUGCUGCAGGAGGUGAGAGAACUGAGGAGCCUCUAUCAGCAGCUGCGGCUCUCACGGCCUGCGCCCUCCCAGAGUCUGCUGCUGCCUCAGUACAGGAGGAGCCUGAUGUGAAGGCAAGCAGUGGGGCAACCUCUAGGAAAAACAGGGCACAGGGCAGCUAGGUGGGGAGCGGAUGUGCUGUUGGAAUUGAUAGCAUUUAAUGCUUCCCGGGUUCUGACUGUUACUCGAUCCUUACUCCUCACCAACUCAGUUUUUUCCCUCACUUCCCCCACAUUUAUUUGUCACCCAUUCCUCUCUUCCAACUUCAAGGCAGCCCAUUUCCAUGUAUCCUUUGUGUCUGUAGCCCCCAAAGGGCAGCAACUUAGAGGCGGCAUCUUGGAACGUAAUUUUUCAGAAACAGGGCGGUGUUCUGUUUUGGCCCCGGUGGAUUUCUCAGUGAACCUCUUUCCAAGCAAGAUUUCUGGUUUCUAAACCAUGAAGUCCUCCCACACAGAGGCCCCUCGGGUGCGCCACCCUUCCAAGCACCAGGAGACGUGGAUUGCACCUCAGGCUCCAGGGGGAUGUGGCCUCCUCGUCAGGGUCUCUCCUGGGUCCCCCUGGAUCCUCCGUGGCUGCUCUGCCACUCAGAAGGGUUAUUUCCCUGCUUGGGUCCAAGUCCUUGACUGGAGCCAGGGAAGCAUCUUCUGCCCUCGAUCCCAGGCAGUUCUGGUCCAUGGGCUUAAAGUUCAGGUGCUCCGUAACAUCGUUCCCCUUAAGUGCUUGGUGGGUUUUCCUUGUGGCUUUGCUCCCUUUCCCCCCCCGUCGCUUUCCUCAGCCCUGCUUCUGGCCUUCAGACCUAGCAACUCAUGAGCAGACCCGGCACUCCCUGCUCAGAAAGCCUGGCGAGCAUCCUGCGACUCUGCUUGCUGGCAGAACGUGUGAUGCCGCGUCAUCUUCUCCUCCUUUCAGUGCAACAGGAGAAGAGUAGCCAGAAGCAUUUCGUGGCCACCCGUGCCAAUCCAUCGCUCCUUUGGGAGAAGCCCUUGAUUUCAUUAGCUCAGAUUGGCCCCGCACCCUCGGCUGCCUGGGUGAAGGUUCAGAGGCAUCUUGUCCCUUUGAGCCAAGUCUCAUUCCCGCUCUGGUGAUGGGAGCAUAUCUUCUGCGGCAUCAGAAGAGAUGGCUCCCGUGUUCUGUUCGCUCCAUCAGCCACUGCCUUGCCCCGUUGACCAGUAAACCCCGUCCUGUUUCGUUUCCUGUUUCUGUCAUUGAUACUGAAGCACAGUGGACCCUGUGUUGGACAGGGGAACUCAAGAGGAAGCAUCUACUGAAUGUGGCCAUUACUCUCUGUUUAUUUGCAAAACGGUUUGCCUGUGGAGAGUGUCUUGGUAGUUGGAAGGGCUUUUCUCCAGUUAAAGUCAGAGCCAUCGGUUCACCGGUGCCUCCCGCGCUUCCUGUGUUCAGGGAAGCCCCAGCAAGGAGGGUUGAGGUCCAUAGGAUUUGUCCAGCCAGCCAGAUCUCACAGUGGAAAGGGCUUGAGAGAGUCACACCGCUCCCCUGUUCUGCGGUCAUUGCUCACUGCCUAAGGCAGUAGAGUGUCCCCUUGCGAUCUGCCUCUCUAGGGCCUCCGUCCUCCUCAUGCUGCUUCAGCUGAGAGUCGGGAAGUGAAGACCCGGCACAGGUUGCAUCUCAGGUACCUUCAUGUCUUGGCGGAUCCCCACUCUGCUAAGCUGGCCCACUUGGGUCCCCCACGGGUGGAGCUGGCCAAGAAGAAGAGUCCCAUUCUUGGUGUUUCCAUGGGUGGCUCUUUCUGCUCAGGCUUAAGAGAGAAUGAUGCCCAUGUGAGUCUUCCAGAAUCAUCCCUCGAGAAAGAGGAUUGGAAAUGGAUGCUUCAUAAUAAGACUUUCCAAUUGGCCUUAGGUGCCCUCCUUUCUCUUUUUUAAGGGAAGUUGAGAAAUUUAUUUUCCCUUUUCUUCUUUCUCCAAACUUAUGACACAGCCUUUUAGGGUGGAAGUGACCUUUGUGUUCAUUUUACAUCCCCCUGAGUUUUCUUAGGGAGUAACCACAUUCAGAAGUCAGAUUCACAUCCUGAUUCUGUAACAGGUAAAAGGCAGAUGCACAAAGUCAAAAUUCGCAUGUAGCUCAAUAAAAUUAAAAAGGGACAAGAAACUUGUUAGGUUUAGUUAGGGCAAUAGAGAAAUAUGGAAAUAAAUAAUUAGCCCUACCAAAGAGAAUUUUUUCCUUGCACUCUCUUUUCCCUGGAAAGGAUUGGGACCAUAAAUAACCAUAACAAAACCAAUGAAAGUAAUCCUUACAGCAUUUUUUUUCCUGAAAGAAAGCGCAACCAUUACCAUGUACAAAAAAUUGUAAAGGGCUCACUAGCGCAUGUCAGCAUUUUUCAGGAAAUGAAAGAGCAAUUGAAGCGCUGGGUGAGCCAUUAGUCCCUAUAGGAACUUUUGCUUAGAAUUGAUUGAUUGACUGAUUGUAUCUGCUUUUAUGCUGCCUCAGUCAAGCAAAUCUAAGUGGCUUAAAAAGCUAAAAGACAAUAGUCUGUUCAGACAGUACAAAUACAUGGUUCAGACUAUAAGCUUAUAAGUGAUACAGGAAUGAAAUAUUAUUCAUCGGGGAACAGAGCAUGAAAAUGCAUAAAAAGACAGUGAUAAAAGAAGAAGUGCUAAUUAGGAGGUUGGAAGGAGUUUAACACGUCUCUGUAAGGCGGUAUUUCACAUGGGUGCAAGCAGCUGUUCUUUGCUGCAAGCUUGUGGGAUAAUGUUUUUGGCAUGUUAGAGAUGAAGUUGGUAUUAUAGCAAUAUAUUAUUUUAGAGUGUGUUUCUAUUGUUCCAAAGUAAAUAACGCCAAGGGCUGCCUGUAGGUUUGGUCUUAUUUUUUUUGAAGGCCUGCCUACGGACACCACAGUUGCUGAUGUAUAUUUGUGUUGGAGGGCACUCGGCAUAUUUCGUUCCCUUCAGAUUCGUAGGGUUGACCCGCUUCCACCAUUUUGAAUUUCCAGGGCAGUUUAUCUGCUGCUGGUAACCAGGUUAGCCUUUGUGCUGAGCGGAAGGCUCAGGGUAGAAGCUCCCCUUCUGAAGCGCCAGGUGAGAGCAGGCCUGGUUCCCUCACAGCUUCCCCUUGGUGGCAGCUGUCAUUGCUCUGAGCCAGGAGAUUGGAUCGAGAGGGCCCCCCCCGAUACAGGGGGUGCUCCAGCUCUCUUUAGCCCGCGUGCCUUGAAAGCUACUUUCCAUAAUUUUGAUUUGUCGUUUUAGCCAGGACAGAAUUUACUCUAGAAACAGCCUUUAGUUCUUUUCUUCAGGUCUGAGCUGACUUGGAAAUAGCUCCCUUUUAAAAAGGUGUGGCUUCCUCUCCUCCUCCUCAGGGGUUUUCCCUCCCACACAUAGGUUAGCUAACCCUCCGUAGGAGUAACACUCGCUUUUCUUUGCUACACAGCCUCACACAGUUUGAGAGGAUUCAGGGCUAGGCUUGAACAGGUUUUGUGCAUCUAUUCUCAAAGUUCCAGGCUCAAUCUUUUUUUAUUUCUGGGGAAGACUAACCUGAAGUGCAGAUAUCUGGAAACCGCUAGAUGGCAGCAGAAAGAGAUGGGAAAUUAGCUUCUUGCUGCCAUCUUGUGCUGCUCUGGAUUAUGGCAGCCCUAAUUUGAUACCUUGAUUACGUUACUGCUUGUAAGUCAUUUACUUUUGUUUCCUUUUUCUUGGGGAUUUGUUAUAUGAACAUAAGUGGGAAAACAAGUUCCAGAUUCCAGCUACGUUUUGUUCCUCCUCCAACUUCCCAGGGUCCAAGCUAAUUAUUGCAUUUUUGGAGGAGUCUUUAUGCAGGGUGUCCUUUGGCAAUUAUUGGCUGGGCAUUGGCAUAAGCUUCUGUGUCCAGACCAGAGGCCUGAUGUCCCGCAACUUUCCCAUACACAAAGUCACAGCUUGGGAGCAACAGAUGCCACCAUGGAAGCCUUAAAUGGGGCCCCGUGAGAGGAAGUGAGGGAGUUUGGGGCAGCAGCUUGUGUUUCCUAAGUGGGGAAAGUGUGGCAAAACAGAGACAUCCCUUUCCCAGCCCAUAUGUGGCUGUGGGUGGGUGCAACUGCUAUAAGUGUCUCCUGCAAAAGUAACCAAUGCAUGUGCAGUGGCCCCACCCCCAAUAUGCAAUCCCCGUGCAAAAACUCACUGGUGCAACCUGCGUAAAACUGCAUGCACUCUUGGAUUGGCACAAAUAGUGCAAUGUUGCUUCCACCUCCAGAACUGUGAAAUCCUUUGAUAUCUAUCAAUGUCUUGGCAUUUACUAAUGUAUUUAUACUGAGGCAGAGAGCACAAUCUAAGAGAAAAUGCUUUAGUGUCACCUAUUUCCUUUCCCCUUCCUCUCCCCCCUCCCCUCUUCGUUUGUUUCAGAAAUUCUGUGGAUGCUAAUUUAUUUUUUAAAGAAAUCUAUGCAAACUGCUUAAUAAAAUUGUUUUCCUUUAUUCACUCUCUCUCCUCCUGGGCACCAUAACUUGCAUGUACAAGCCUAUUAAAACCUGUAAAAGGCUUUUCUUCCUGAGAAAUCUCAACUAGAAGGCUCUGUGUCUGUGGGGAGCUUCCUCUCUUCUAGGGCUGCAGAAGCUGUGGGGACCUUAAUGAACACGGUUGGCAGAGAACUAACUUUCUUCAGCUCCCAGAAAUGUCAAUGAUAACCUUUGUGUAACUGAGGGCCAGUUUCGGGGUUUCUUAAGCAGAGGAGGAGCACUGCUUCGGCC
Notechis scutatus (mainland tiger snake) is the source of this 6064-nucleotide messenger RNA. It is a transcript of the gene PLEKHO1, whose product is annotated as pleckstrin homology domain containing O1. Lineage: Eukaryota; Metazoa; Chordata; Lepidosauria; Squamata; Elapidae. The record is from RefSeq and is a predicted model, not a curated record. Gene Ontology annotation, cellular component: ruffle membrane; muscle cell projection membrane. Gene Ontology annotation, biological process: regulation of myoblast fusion.